Molecule: messenger RNA, 1227 nt
Organism: Trichosporon asahii var. asahii CBS 2479
Lineage: Eukaryota; Fungi; Basidiomycota; Tremellomycetes; Trichosporonales; Trichosporonaceae
Exons: 19
Coding region: 1-1227 (408 amino acids)
Source: RefSeq, a predicted model, not a curated record
AUGAGCAGACGCUCCCCGAACGCCCUGAGCUUUGCACAGCCUGUACUCGAUAGCGGCACCAUAGGCACACGCACGGGGGGAGCCCAGAGCUUCAGCAGGUUGCCACACCUCUUGCGGUAUGCUCAGCUGCCCGAGCGCAGAUCGCCUGCUGACGGUGCAGCCCGACCUUUUCUGGGCGGUAUGACCCAACAUUCAAACCAUCUCCGAAUGAAGCCCUCCUCAGUGCUGCGUUCGAAUGCAUCCUACCCCGCAGCCGGAGCCAAGGUGACAGACCUCUCUGACGCCUGGCCUCACGAUACCUCCAGCUGGCGAUUACAGGGUCCAAUCUUCAGCUUACAGAUCCUGAAGGUCGCAGCUGACGCUCAGCCUGAGCUUCGGCCCCCGCUUCAGCUGGAUGGACAUCGUCUGCAGCUGAUGCGCAGCAACUCGCCUCAACGUAUGUUACACCUACCAGAGCUAGAAGGUCUUGAAGCUCAUGCUCAGUCUGUUGUGCGUCCCAGCUACGAAGUGUUUGAUGUGGAGCUGAAUAGUCAGCCUGCCACUAGCGACCUGCCCUGCUGUUCAUCUGGUUCCUACUCUACGGACAGUGCGGCAGCUGACACCGCAGUGAGCAGUGAACCUUCGUCCGCUACGGCAUCGGUCCACUUAGCUGAUACCCCAGUAUCCAUUUGUGGCGUGAGUUGUCUCAAUCUUGGUGAGCCUUCUCCAGCUAGAGCGCGGCUGUCCUCAGCUGACAAUCAGCGAGCUCCUACCGGAUCAGUGCACGACCCGUCAGUCCGUCGCAGCUGUUCAACUGAGGCAUUAGCUGAGCUCCCAGUCGUCGAGUCCUCUACCCUAGUAAGUCAGCAACAGCUGGGGAUUGCACAUCAGCAAGCUGACUCCUCAACCUGUGAUCGUGCGGACACACCUUCCCUCCGCGCGGUAGGUCGACAGCUCGUUGUGCGAGACUCUCAGCUGACUCCCAGCACCUUGCCCAACUCUUCAGGUCUUCGCUGCGAUUCCAACUUCGCGUGCAGGUUCGCGAAGCGUGCGCUCUGCAUUGGGGAAACUCUUCCUGUCGAUGCGCAACCGGUGAGCGAUACGUGGUGGCCAAUAUCGCGUGACUGGUCGGUGCAGCUUCAAGCGGCCGUGCUCCAAGCUGACCCCCAGAUGCUGCCCGGCGUGCUUCACAUCGGUAUCCGUCAUCUCUGUCUCUCCGUCACUCGGCACCUCCCCGUAGUCCCAUAG